Syngnathus typhle (broad-nosed pipefish) is the source of this 2727-nucleotide messenger RNA. RefSeq names its product gap junction protein gamma 4b (gene gjc4b). The record is from RefSeq and is a predicted model, not a curated record. Gene Ontology annotation, biological process: cell communication. Gene Ontology annotation, cellular component: connexin complex. Bases 377 to 1534 code for a protein of 385 amino acids. NCBI's taxonomy places the organism in Eukaryota, Metazoa, Chordata, Actinopteri, Syngnathiformes, Syngnathidae. The transcript is spliced from 3 exons.
CUGAGGCGGAGGGGGUGGUGCAGCAGGAGCGGCGGCGGCGGCGGCGGCAGCGGUGAAAAGGAGGGGGACACCCACCCUGCGGGGCUCCAUGCACUCAGUCUUUGUCUAAAGCCCGCCUGCCCGCUGCUCGCGUCCAACGCACACAAAAGCUCUCGACGUCGCCGCCGCGUAAGCACACGAGCGAACUCCUCCAGCACGACAAGAGGACACCACGGAUGGCUUGAACGAGGACGCCCGUGGCGCGUGUUUUCUUUUUUUGUGCGUGCAACCAGAAAAAAUAAAUAGCGAGAAGAAAGUCCGAGCAGCAGCAGCGAAGAAGAAGCAGCCGGAGCAGGAGCAUCGCAAUCGCAAGAUCUGAGAAGCGGAUCGCGGCAAGAUGAGCUGGAGUUUCCUGACGCGCCUCUUGGACGAGAUCUCCAAUCACUCCACGUUCGUGGGCAAGAUCUGGCUGACGCUGCUGAUCGUCUUCCGCAUCGUGCUGACGGCGGUGGGCGGCGAGUCCAUCUACUACGACGAGCAGAGCAAAUUUGUGUGCAACACGCAGCAGCCCGGUUGCGAGAACGUGUGCUACGAUGCUUUUGCGCCGCUCUCGCACAUCCGCUUCUGGGUCUUCCAGGUGAUUAUGAUCACCACGCCCACCAUCAUGUACCUGGGCUUCGCCAUGCACAAGAUCGCCCGCAUGGAGGACGCCGACUACCGUCCGCGGGCCCGCAAGCGCAUGCCCAUCGUCAGCCGCGGCGCCAACCGCGACUACGAGGAGGCCGAGGACAACGGCGAGGAGGACCCCAUGAUCCUGGAGGAGAUUGAGCCGGAGAAGGACAAGGAAGUGGAGGAGAAGCCCAGCAAGAAACACGACGGGCGGCGGCGCAUCAAGCGCGACGGCCUGAUGAAGGUGUACAUCUUCCAGCUGCUGUCGCGCGCCACCUUCGAGGUGUCCUUCCUGCUGGGCCAGUACGUGCUGUACGGCCUGGAGGUGGCGCCGUCCUACGUGUGCACCCGCUCGCCCUGCCCGCACACGGUGAACUGUUACGUGUCGCGCCCCACCGAGAAAACCAUCUUCCUGCUCAUCAUGUACGCCGUCAGCGCCUUGUGCCUGCUCUUCACCAUGCUGGAAAUCCUUCACCUGGGCAUCAGCGGCGUCCGCGACUGCUUCUGCGCCCCGCGCCCGCCCACCCCCCGACACUCGGCGCCGGCCAGCCAGAGGUCCUCCAUCUCCCGGCAGCCGUCGGCGCCUCCGGGCUACCACACGGCGCUCAAGAAGGAGCCGUCGUCGGGCAAGCCGGGCUUCCGGGACAACCUGGCCGACUCGGGCCGCGAGUCCUUUGGCGACGAGGCCUCCUCGCGUGAGCUGGAGAGGCUCCGCAGGCAUCUGAAGCUGGCCCAGCAGCAUCUGGACCUGGCCUACCACAGCGAGGAGCUCAGCCCGUCCCGCAGCAGCAGCCCCGAGUCCAACGGGACGGCGGCCGAGCAGAACCGACUCAACUUUGCCCAGGAGAAGCAGACCGCCGCGGCCGACAAAGGUAUGCGUGCGUAGGCAGUGGUCAGCGCCAGCCCAGCCUGGAAACCGGACCUGACAUCUGGAUCGCUGAUUGGGCAGAAGGGAAACCCGCAACAAUUACAAAUGUGUGUGUGUGUGUGUGUGUGUGUGUGUACGGAAGAGACGCAGUGACUUUCUCCGGCUUGGGGUGUAUGAAGUCAGCCCCGAGCAAUAUCAGUGUUCUGGCCCGUCCAAAAAGGAGGAGAACGGUGGACUCAACCUGACAUUGCUUGAGACAAAAAAAAAAAGUCCGAUCCAAAGUGCUUUUUGCCAUAAAGCGUCUCCCUCAGGGCAGCUACCUUUUUUUUUUUUUUUUUUUUCGUUUUCUUUUCUACACAUAUCUAUCUUUGUUAUAGGAGACUUAGAGCUAGUCACAAUUUAAGAGUUGGAAGUGUGGGAGGUUGAGUUCAAUGCAUCUCAGCUUUACAACUGGAAUGCCUGCCACAGUUUGGGAAUAGUGGGAACGGUGAGCAAAGCUGAAUGGCUGAGGCACCUUGCUUCAAAAGAAAGGUACUGACUGGACCAAGUGUUGGUUGACCAGACCAAGGCCCUCCAGUGAUUUUUUGGGGUACUGUUCUGUUGUUGUUGUUGUUGUUGUUGUUGGCGGCCAUGCUGCACCAGCUUUGCAAACACUCACGCCGGAGUGAGGUGCCUCCGUCCAAAGACAGACAAACCUGGGUAAUGCUUGAAAACUCUUUAUAUUGUUCUUUAUUAUUAUUUUUUUCUACAAUCUUGUCAAAAAAAGGCGCCUUUUUGAUUUUAUGUAUACAACCGCUAUCUAUAUAUAAAUCACUGCUGUCUUAGCUCCCUUCCGUAGCCUGAUUGAGUCUGGGGGGCGGGGGCACGUUUUGACCAUUUGCUUUGGUACGAGUUCAUUUUCUUUUUCGGAAAUCGGUACACGGAGCACACGUUCGUUUGUUCCAAAAAAGGGAUACUUGUUAUUGAAUGACUGGUUGGUUGGUUGGUUGGUUGGUUGGUUGUAAACCUCGCAAUCAUUUCAAUGUGAACUCAAGGCCUUUGGAUUUUUGGGGUACGUGAAGUCGACCCGCUCAGUGCCACUUUGUGCCGACUCAAAAACAGUCAUCUCAAUGUAUUUUUGUAGAAUGAUACUUUUGUACGUUUUUUAUACCCUUUUUGUAAUGCUAGUUUUUGUGGUCGUUGUUUUUUCCAAUAAAAUAUUCGCCAAAAUG